Molecule: messenger RNA, 1077 nt
Organism: Nanorana parkeri
Lineage: Eukaryota; Metazoa; Chordata; Amphibia; Anura; Dicroglossidae
Gene: TCF24
Product: transcription factor 24
Exons: 5
Coding region: 133-1077 (314 amino acids)
Biological process (GO): regulation of transcription by RNA polymerase II; developmental process
Molecular function (GO): RNA polymerase II transcription regulatory region sequence-specific DNA binding; DNA-binding transcription factor activity, RNA polymerase II-specific; protein dimerization activity
Source: RefSeq, a predicted model, not a curated record
CCCUCCAGACAGAUCCUACAUCCAGUGAUGACAACCAGCUCCAUCUGAUGGUCCAUUUCUGGAGAUAAAUUUACUUUCCAUCCUCCAGUGCUGCACCUACACUCCACCCUGGAUCCAGUGUCUUAUGUGGAAAUGGUGGAGAAGGUCCAACGCCCUCUGGUGUCCAGACUGUUGCAUGUCAGGGAAGAGUCUCCUGGACGCUCUGAACAAGACUCUCACAUUUCGUUGGUAAGAGGAAAACUUGAAGGAUCAAGUGCAGGAGGAAGUCAGGGCAGUGGAAUGGGGGGCCGACCAGCUGCUGCCAAUGCUGCCCGUGAGAGAAACAGAGUGCAAACCUUGCGUCAUGCUUUCCUGGAGCUACAGAGGACACUACCUUCUGUGCCCCCUGACACAAAGCUGUCUAAGCUGGAUGUUCUCAUACUUGCUACAACUUACAUUGCCCACCUUACCCGCAGUCUCCAGGAGGAGGAUGAGAGCAGCCACAACCAUACAUCCACCAGCCCUAGCAGCUCCAGCAGUCUUAGCCCAGAUCUUCUUGGGUCCUUACACAAUGGAGAUGGAUAUCUACAUCCUGUCAAGAAAUGGCCCAUGAGAUCCAGACUUUACAUUGGAGCCACAGGGCAGUUCCUUCACCAAUCUUCGGGGCCUGAGAACCAAGAUCAAAAUGAGAACACUCCACGCUCAGACCUGCCCAUUCUCCGAUCACAUAACUGGCAAUGCCUCGAUGGAGAUGAUUUUUACUGUAAUUUUAGGCUAGCCCGCUCCCCAGUCUGCCUCCUGAUGACAUCUGCUGUCAGCUCGAGCCUGCUGCUGCUGGACCUGGCCUCCUCCACCGCUGAACCAGUGCUGCUUGGUCUCCGGCCUCCUCCACCACUGGACCGAUGCUUCAGGGACCAGGCCUCCUUCACCGCCAGACCGAUGCUUCAGGAAACCGGCCUCUUCCACCGCCGGGCCGAUGCUUCAGGGACCCGGCCUCCUCCACCACCGACGGACCAACGCUUCGGGGACCUGGCCUUCUCCCCCGCUCGACUGGUGCUUAGGGGACCUGGCCUUCUCCCCCUCUCGACCGGUGCUUAG